GUCAUGGCUCACCAGCGGGCACCGGGUCAUCUGGCAAGGCAGUGGGCACCGAGUCACCAGGCAUUGGAUCAUCGUCUGGCAUCGGGUCACCACAUCAGGCAUUUGGACAGCGGGCAUUGGAUCGUCUGGCUUGACAGCAGGCAUCAGGUCACCAGGCAUGACAGCGGGCACUGGGAUCGACAGCAGGCACCGGGUCAUCUGGCGCUGGAUCGUCUGGCUCGACAGCGGGCAUCGGGUCACCAGGCAUGACAGCGGGCACUGGGUCACAGGCAUUGGAUCGUCUGGAUCGACAGCGGGCAUCGGGUCACCAGGCAUGACAGCGGGCACUGGGUCAUCAGGCAUUGGAUUGUCUGGAUCGGCAGCAGGGGCAUCGGGUCACCAGGCAUGACAGCAGGCACCGGAUCGUCUGGAUCGACAGCAGGCACCGGGUCAUCAAGCAUUGGAUCGUCAGGCUGGGUACAGACAUCAGGCUGGACGGCAGGCUCACCGGUUUGGAUACUGGCAGGAUGGUACUGGUUAGAAAG
Staurois parvus is the source of this 524-nucleotide messenger RNA. Lineage: Eukaryota; Metazoa; Chordata; Amphibia; Anura; Ranidae. The record is from the annotation of a GenBank genome assembly.